Molecule: messenger RNA, 1431 nt
Organism: Erpetoichthys calabaricus (reedfish)
Lineage: Eukaryota; Metazoa; Chordata; Cladistia; Polypteriformes; Polypteridae
Product: POU domain class 2-associating factor 1
Exons: 11
Coding region: 106-1431 (441 amino acids)
Biological process (GO): regulation of gene expression
Cellular component (GO): nucleus
Molecular function (GO): DNA binding; POU domain binding
Source: RefSeq, a predicted model, not a curated record
CUUGAGGUUUUAAAGCGGGCUUUUAAAAAGCACUGAAAGCAGACACUUAAAAAAUUAAAGUCCUCCAGUAUUCAGCUUCAGGGGAUAAGGCUGCCACAGCAGAAUAUGCAUUGGGAGAAAUCCUCAGAACAGCCAAAUUCUCGACCAUACCAAGGAGUUCGUGUGAAGGAGCCAGUCAAAGAAUUACUGAAAAGGAAAAGAGGAAAUGUAAACACUAAUUUAACAACUACAAAAAUGAUGGUUCCUCAUACAACACUGUCAACAUACUCACAGAUUGGACACUCAGGAUUUAUGGAAGUCAGCAGUACAACCUCCAAUAUUUCACCUAUAGAUGAUGGGACCAUUUGCACAGGAUGGAUUGCCCAGCCAUCAUCCACAACUCUGCAGCCCUUGACGCACUGGAACCCUUUCUCUGAAUAUGUCACCCAUGAUGCAUCUGCUCCAUCCUAUACUGCCGACAUGUACAUGCAGCCAAUGUGCCCUAGUUAUACUGUGGUGGGACCAUCCGUCUUGACCUAUACUUCAACACCACUAUUCACAAAUUUAGGGACAAGAAACACAGCUGAAACUGUACUUCCCCAGGUGGAGUUCCAUGAACCCCAAGCAUCUGUGGCUUACAUUCCUUGGACUCAGCCUAUUUCAGCUUUGCCAUCUCAAGCCCUGCAGUGCUCAACAACUGCUACUCCAUUUCCGGGAACCCAGUUUCUACCUCUGCCAAUUACUGUGCCUGAGCCGGCACCCCAUGAACUGGAAGAAGCCAAUCGGGUCAUUGGCAGCCUGCCAAUUGAGAAACUUCUUCAGGAAGAUGAUGAUAAAGACACGAUCUUACAUAUUUAUACAGCUAAAGGAAUGAGAGAAUAUGCCAUUGUUACUGCAGAGAAAAUGAGAGAGUUGAAAUGCCUUGAUGCCAAGGAGCACCAUGGAAAGACCCCUCUCUUGGUUGCAGUUACAGCAAACCAGCCCUAUAUAGUUCAUGACCUUCUUAUGCUGGGAGCGGACAUAAACUCGGUUGAUGACAAAGGCCAGACAGCUAUACACCUUGCAGCCACAUAUGGAUACCUGGAGGUCAUUCAGGUUUUGCUGUCAUUAGCAACAAAUAUAAACUUAGAAGUACUGGAUUUUGAAGGUCACACACCCCUACAUUGCGCUGUAUUAACCCAUAAUAUGAUGCAUCAUGAGCUGAACCAUGAUCUCACCAUUUCGCCCAUGAAACUGAAGGAGCUUGAGAGAAAAAUAGUGGAAGUGAUGAGCUGUGUCAAACUUCUUGUCCAUGCUGGUGCUUGUGUUACCAGUCAGGACAUUAAAAACAAUAACUCAGUGCUACAUCUUGCAGUACAAAAAGGAAAUUACUCACUUCUGAAAUUUUUCUUAGAAGCAAAAGGGGGGAAUUAUCAUGAUUUCAUUAACAUGAAGGGCAAAAGAGAGUACUAA